UGCUCACCCACUCCCUCAGGAGUAGUGAGCGUGUGCCCUUCGCAGACCCGGGUCCUGCUGUGGUCCCAGUGACAGAGCCAAGACUGGAAGGUUAACCGGGCUCAGAGAGAAGGUUAAAGUUGAGAACAAGCCAGAAUCUGAUGCAGAUAGCGCUAAACCUGAGCUAGAAACAGGAAGUGGUGCACGGUCAACUGCAGUGCCCGCUGAAGUGCCCUGUAGGAACGUAACGAUGCCCGGUCCAGGCGAGGAGCAGAGUUCUGGCAGUAAGAAGGUGGUGAGGGUUGUCCGAAGGGUUGUUAGACGAGUGGUUCCUGCUGGGACUGAAGAGCACAACCAGAACCAGCCUGCUGUUCCUGAGUCAGCUAGGGUGACGGUCAAAACUGCUAAGGCUCCUGGGGUGGACAAGGAUGAUAUCUCUAUGGGUUUGACCAGCCUGAUGGGCAGAAGUCGAACCAAGGAGCACCGACCACGCACCCGCACCCAGGACCGCAAAGAGGAAGAUGGGAAGCCGGAUGAGGAGAAAGAAGAUGAAGAGGAGGAAAAGCAAACAGUGCAAAAAGCAGAGGAGGUCACAUCCAAAUCCACAUCUACUCCUUCAUCACCAAAGCCACCACCACCAAAGGUUAAUCUCCUCACUCCUCCUGCUGGGUUUAUCCCUCAACCCAAGCCUGACCCCUUGGCACCACCGGCUGGUUUCAUCCCUGCCCCCAGACAGAAUCUCUUGUCUCCUCCACCUGGUUUUAUUCCUGCCAGGAAAACCAGUCCAGGUCCGCCAAAACAGAAUACCCUCCCAAGACCCCCAGGAUUCAUCCCCAUCCCAAAGACGGACCCACUGGCUCCUCCAGCAGGGUUCAUCCCUAAACCUCGCACAUUCGGUGUAAAGAAACCAGAGGUAAAUGAGACAUCAUGCCCCCCUGUGGCUCCCAAUGGUAAACGGUCCCCCGUUGCUCUGCCCCAGGCUCAGACUACACCAAAUGAGCAGGUGCCAGUGCUGAUUCCCACUGAGGAAGAUUUUAAGCGUGUCACAAGGAUCUUCACCACCAAUGACAAUGACCGUGCCAAAGGCCACAAAUCCUCUCAGCCCAAACUUGUUGAAGACCCUGUGGCCGUCCUUCAGGCAGCACACUCAGCUGCAACUAAGGGAAAGACUGAGGAGCAGAUCACAGCAGAGAGAGCCUGGUAUAACACAGAGAAAGUAUGGCUUGUCCACAAGGAUGGAUUUUCACUGGCAACUCUCCUGAGGACGGAGGCGGGCAGCCUGCCAGAGGGGAAGGUGAAAAUCCGCCUGGAGAGUGAUGGAUCUUUAUUGGACGUGGAUGAAGAUGAUGUAGAGAAGGCAAACCCUCCAGUGUCUGACCGAGUGGAGGACCUGGCCUCUCUGCAGUAUCUGAAUGAGUCGAGCGUGAUGCACUCCCUGCGGCAGCGAUACGGUGGCAACCUGGUGCACACACACGCUGGACCCAGCAUGGUGGUUAUUAACCCCAUUAGUGCCCCCUCGAUGUACUCGGAGAAGGUAAUGCAGAUGUUCAAAGGCUGUAGAAGGGAGGAUACUGCCCCUCACAUUUACAGCAUGGCCCAGGCCGCCUAUAGAAAUCUCCUGACAACUCGCCGAGAUCAGUCCAUUGUCCUGCUGGGAAAGAGCGGCAGUGGCAAGACCACCAACUGUCAACACAUCAUCCAAUAUCUGCUCACUAUUGCUGGCAGCACCAACAAAACCUUCUCCACAGAGAAAUGGCAGGCGGUCUACACAGUUUUGGAGGCUUUCGGAAACGCCUCCACCUGUAUGAACGGGAAUGCGAGCCGCUUCUCUCACAUUGUUUCUUUGGACUUUGACCAGGCGGGUCAGAUGACCUCAGCCUCCAUCCAGACUAUGCUUCUGGAGAAGGUGAGGGUGACCAGAAGACCGGAAGGAGAGUCCACCUUUAACGUCUUUUACUACCUGAUGGCAGGAGCGGACAGCUCUCUGAGAACGGAGCUGCAUCUCAACCACUUUGCUGAAAACAAUGCAUUUGGAAUCAUGCCUCAGACAAAGACUGAGGAGAAGCAGCGGGCCUCUCAGCAGUUUUCCAAGCUUCAAGCAGCAAUGAAGGUUCUGGGAAUGAGUGGUGACGAGCAGAAGGCCUUCUGGCUCGUCCUCGGGGCCAUUUGCCAUCUAGGAGCAGCAGGAGCUACCAAGGCCGGCAGGAAACAGUUUGCCCGUCAUGAGUGGGCCCAGAAGGCAGCCUACCUGCUGGGCUGCACCCUGGAAGAGCUCUCCUCCGCCAUCUUCAAGCACCAGGCCAAGGGCAGCCUGCCCAGAGGAGGUGGUGCUGGUCGACAGGCUUCUGAGGAAAAUGGCUCGGCAGACGCAGGAUCUAAGGCUACAGCCAUGGACUGUUUAGACGCCAUGGCAUCAGGACUUUACUCUGAAGUCUUCACUGUCCUUAUUUCUCUAAUAAACCGGGCCUUGAAGUCCAGCCAGAACUCCCUGUGUUCUCUUCUCAUUGUGGACACACCAGGCUUUCAGAACCCCAGGCUGGGGAAGCGUGAGUGCGGUGCAACCUUUGAGGACCUCUGUCACAACUACACUCAAGAACGGCUACAAACGCUCUUCUACCAACGCACCUUUGUGCAGGAGCUGGAGAGAUACAAAGAGGAGAACAUCGAGCUCGCUUUAGAUGACCCAGAGCCCAGCACCUCUCUCUCUGUCGCAGUGGUAGACCAAGCCUCAAGUCAAGCACUGGUACGAACAGUUCGGACAGAGGAGGCCCGGGGCCUGUUGUGGCUGAUGGAGGAGGAGGCAGUGCAGCCUGGUGGAUCAGAGCAAACACUGUUAGGACGUCUCUUUAGCUACUAUGGACCUGCUGAGGGCGAGAGUAAAGGUCACACUUUCCUCUUGAAGAGUGAAAAGGAAAAUAAUUUCCUGCUGGGUCACAGUCACGGGACAGACUGGGUGGAGUAUAACGUCUGUGGGUGGCUGAACUACGCCAAGCAGAAUCCUGCCUCUACCAAUGCUGCGAGCCUCCUGCACGACUCCCAGAAGAAGAUCAUCAGCUCACUGGUAAUGAGCCGAGCGGGUGGAGCCACCGUUCUGUCCGGUUCCAUCGCAGGCUUUGAAGGUGUUUCGCAGCUGUCCUUGCGACGAGCCACGAGCAUGAGAAAGACCUUCACCACAGGCGUGGCCGCUAUCAAGAAGAAGUCCUUGUGCAUCCAGAUAAAACUUCAAGUGGAUGCUCUUCUAGACAUGGUGCGGAGGUCCAGGAUUCACUUUGUUCACUGCAUAUUGCCCAAGGCCGAUGCCCUGAAGGCUCUGAGUGGAUCCAUGUACAGAGGAGGGGAAUGUGAGACUCAAGGGGAGAGUGGAGAUUCAGGCCUAAUGCAGUUGGAUGUGGCGCUUCUCCGCGCUCAGCUGCGUGGCUCCAAGCUGCUCGACUCUCUGCGGAUAUACAGACAAGGUUACCCCGAUCACAUGGUGUUCUCCGAGUUUCGGCGGCGCUUUGAUGUGCUGGCGCCGCACCUCACCAAGAAGCACGGGAGGAAUUACAUAGUGAAGGACGAGAGGAGAGCGGUGGAGGAGCUACUUGAGUCCUUGGAUUUGGAGAAGAGCAGCUUCCACAUGGGACUGAGCAGGUUGUUCUUCAGAGCUGGCACCUUGGCAAAGUUGGAGGAACAGAGGGAUGAGCAGACCAAGCGUAAUCUGACCCUGUUCCAAGCGGCCAGUAGAGGCUUCCUGGCACGGCAAGCCUGCAAAAAAAGAAAGAUCCAGGAUCUGGCAAUCCGCUGCGUCCAGAAAAACAUCAAGAAGAACCGUGGCGUGAAGGACUGGCCAUGGUGGAAGCUCUUCACCACAGUGCAGCCCCUCAUUAAGGUCCAACUCAGUGAGGAACAGAUGCGAAGCAAAGACGAGGAGCUGCAGCUGCAGAAAUCCAAACUGGAGAGGGUGGAGAAAGAGCGAAAUGAGCUGAGACUGAACACGGAUCGAUUGGAGAGCAGGAUCACUGACUUACUGGCAGAGCUGGCUGAUGAGAGAAGCACCAGUGAGUCAGUAUCACAGCUGCUGGAGACCGAGACUUCAGAGAGACUUCACCUGGAGAAGGACAUGAAGGAUCUACAGGCUAAGUUUGAUGCCAUGAAGAAAAAACUAGAAGCACAAGAGAUGGAGUUGAUGGAAGCUCGACUCAUGAAAACAUCAGAGCUCAAUGGGGAGAUGGACAAUGAUGAUGAUGCUGGAGGGGAGUGGCGGAUAAAAUACAACCGAGCCAUUCGUGAAAUGGACUUCACCAAACAGAAGCUACAACAGGAGUUUGAUGAGAAGCUGGAGACAGAGCAGCAGAGCAAAAGACAUCUUGAGAGAAGGGUGGCUGAUUUGCAGACAGAUAACGAGGAUGUGCAGCGCAUUGUGCAGCAGCUGAAGAAAAAGUGUCAGAAACUUACAGCAGAGCUACAGGACACUAAGCUUCACCUGGAGGGACUGCACAGCCGGAACCACGAGCUGGAGAAGAAACAAAGGAAAUUUGACCUGGAGCAGAACCAGGCUCAGGCCGAGGUGCAAAGAGAAAGGAGCCAGCGGGAGAAAUUGGCUCGAGAGAAAGAUAUGAUGACUGGAGAAAUGUUUAACCUCCGUCAGCAGCUGCAGGACAAGGACGGUGAAUUGUGCACUGCAAGUAUGAAGGUGCAGCAGCUGGAGGCAGAACUGCAGGAUCUGGCCUCCCAGGAGUCCAAGGAUGAAGCCUCUCUAUCCAAGUUGAAAAAGCAGCUUCAUGACCUUGAGGCUAAGGUGAAAGACCAGGAGGAAGAGCUGGAUGAACAGGCUGGAAGCAUCCAGAUGCUAGAGCAGGCAAAGCUGCGGCUUGAGAUGGAGAUGGAGCGACAGCGGCAAACUCACUCUAAAGACAUUGAGAGUAAGGACGAAGAAGUGGAUGAGAUUAGGCGCUCCUGCAGUAAGAAGCUGAAACAGAUGGAGGUGCAGCUGGAGGAAGAGUAUGAAGACAAGCAGAAAGUGUUGCGUGACAGAAGAGAGUUGGAGUCUAAACUGCUGAAUGCCCAGGACCAGGUGAGUCAGCGGGAUGUGGAGACAGAGAAGAGACUGAGGAAGGACCUGAAGAGAACCAAAGUCCUUCUGGCUGAUGCUCAGAUUAUGCUGGACCACCUGAAGAGUAACGCCCCCAGCAAGAGGGAGAUCGCCCAAAUCAAAAAUCAACUGGAGGAGUCAGAGUUCACCUGCGCCGCGGCAGUGAAGGCUCGGAAGAGUAUGGAGAUUGAAAUUGAGGACUUGCAUAUCCAAAUGGACGACAUGGUCAAAGUCAAGAUGUCGUUGGACGAGCAGGUCAGUCGGCUGCAGAGAGAGAAGAAUGACCUGCAGUCGCGCAUGGAGGAGGAUCAGGAAGACAUGAACGAGCUGAUGAAAAAACACAAGGCCGCAGUUGCUCAGUCUGCCAGAGACUUGAGCCAGAUCACUGACCUGCAGGCUCAGCUGGAAGAGGCCACGAAGGAGAGACAGGAGAUCCAAGAAAAGCUUCAUUCGCUGCAGAGUCAGCUGGAGUUUCAGGAACAGUCCAUGGUGGAAAAGUCUCUUGUGAGCCGUCAGGAGGCCAAGAUCCGUGAGCUGGAGACAAAGCUGGAGUAUGAGAGGACACAGAUCAAACGCUUGGAGAGUCUGGUGGGUCGCCUAAAGGAGAAUCUGGAGAAGUUGAUGGAGGAGAGAAACCAGCACAUUGCUGCAGAAAACAGGGAGAAGGAGCAGAAUAAACGGAUGCAGAGGCAGAUAAGGGACCAGAAAGAAGAAAUGGCAGAGCUGUCCAAGAAGGAGGGAGAGGCGAGCCGCAAGAAGCACGAGCUGGAGAUGGACAUCGAGAGCUUGGAGGCGGCAAAUCAGAGCUUACAAGUGGACCUUAAGCUGGCAUUCAAGAGGAUAGGUGACCUGCAGGCUGCUAUCGAGGACGAGAUGGAGAGUGAUGACAAUGAUGACUUAAUCAACAGUUUGCAAGACACGGUGACAAAAUAUCAGAAAAGAAGGAACAAAACUGCUGAGGAUACAGAGACAGAUUCGGAGGUGGAGGACCGAGUGGACGGUGUCAAGUCUUGGCUCUCGAAGAACAAAGGCUCCACUAAGACCAUCUCAGAUGAAGGAAGCCUGAAAAACACCAGAUACGCAGCAAAUGCAGAUACCAAGGAGGUGAAAGAAGGUAAGGAGAAGAUGAGUGACACCAGCAAAGAUGGGAAAGACAUAGAGCAAAUCAGAUCAGUGUCUGUCAUGAGUUCCCUGAGCUACAGGAAACGCUCCAACCUGAAAGACUCCAUUGGGGGGACGGGCGACGAAAACUCCUUAUUUAGCACUCUCAAAGAGCAGCCUGACAUGCCAGACCAUACCUCGCUUCGUAAAGCCAAGUCAAAGUCUGGAGAGCUCCAGGAAGAAAGGAAGAAGAGCCAGGCCCAGGAAGACUUAGAUGACAAAGGCUCUGUCAUCUCCUUGGCGUAUUCUGAGGCCACCAGCAGAGCCCGAAAGGGCCUGGAGUCCCGCUGGACCUCCCGCAGCAGCCCUGAAUUUGAUAAGGAGUCCAUGGUGUCAUCUGUGGUUCCCAGCAGGAUGUCCACCAGGAGGAGUAUGUUGGACAUGGAGGAUGACAAUAAGUCGACGAUCAGCAGCGUGAGCCGCUCCAGUCCCCGAUCGCUGCAUCGCAGCACUUCUUGGAAAGAUGAGAGACAAACCAGUUCACGCUUGUCCCUUGCCCGAAGCUGCGGCCUCAGCGAAUUUGGACUGCGUUUACGUGACAAUGAUGACGAUGAUGCCCAGAGUGUAGCUUUCAGUGAAGGGGGGACUUCACCUUAUAGUCCCCGCUCAGGGAGUCGCAGCUUUUCUACCCCGGCUCAACCACGGUCCUCAGACGGCAACGCGACAGAAUUAUCUGACAUUAAAACAGUCACACACCGCAACUACCUCGAUCCUGACUUGGAGGCGGCAAUCAACGAGGUGCUGAGCUUCAAACCCAUUAAAUUCAAGCGCAGCAAACUCAGUGAUUCUAGUGGUGAGGAGGAGGAUGAGAAGACGACAAUGGGAAGUGAAGAAAUGAAGAAGAAGGGGGAGGAUGAGGGGCUUGGCUGCAGUUCAUCCAGCCUGCUACGCUCCUCAUCAAGCUCUGCUCUGGACUACAGUAAUCGGUCAUCCAGCACCCUGAGCACCAGCAGCUCCCGCAGUCGCAGAGAUAAAAAGAGUAGAGUCUCUCCAUCAGACGACUCGUCAGAUGAUCAUCACAGCAGGAAGAGCUCAAGGAAGAAGAAAAACAAGAAGUCCAAGAGGAGAUCUAACAAGAAGCCGAGUGAGUCUGAGGAUUCCUCUUCCUCCUCUGAGUCGUCGUCGUCAUCGUCGUCAUCGUCCUCUUCCUCCUCCUCCCACUCCACCGUCUCCUACCGCAGCUCAAGCAGCAUUAAACGAGCCCCAAAACACCCGGAUGACGACGAUGAUGAUGACAAGGAGGUCACAGGUCGCGCACAACCUAAGAAGAAGGAAUCCAAGAAGAAGCAAAAGAAGAUGGAUAACUUGGUGAUGAAGUAUAUGUACAGGCCUGGCAGUGACUGACAUCCUCCUGUGUGCCGCAGACACCUGAGCGUCGGCAGAUCUGAUGAAGAGGAGGAAGUGCAAAGAGGCUCAAGCGGGCAGUCGCUAAAGCA
Molecule: messenger RNA, 7647 nt
Organism: Solea solea (common sole)
Lineage: Eukaryota; Metazoa; Chordata; Actinopteri; Pleuronectiformes; Soleidae
Product: unconventional myosin-XVIIIa-like
Exons: 47
Coding region: 230-7555 (2441 amino acids)
Cellular component (GO): myosin complex
Molecular function (GO): protein binding; cytoskeletal motor activity; ATP binding
Source: RefSeq, a predicted model, not a curated record